UUUUUUGCAGAUGAUAAAGCUAACCCCAGGCAUAUGGUACUGGAAAGAUGAUACUAAUACACUUGAAUUUGCAAGCUCCGAUCCAGAAGCUGAGGAACACCUUAAGAAAGGAAAAAAUAUUCACUUUCAGGAAAUGGGAGGCACGGCGUUAAACAGCAUCUUUCAAGACGUAUGCACUGCAAUGUUCACUGGAAGAAGGCUGGCUGAACAAGAGGGAAAAUCUCGUAGGCUGUCAAAGCGAGUACAGCAUGACUAUGUGACGCUGGAUGAUGUCAAAUAUGCUGCUUUGUUUUUGGGGCAAGAAAGUGAGGCACAUCGCAUGCUCUCGUUUACAGCAGUUAUGAGGAAUAAGAAACUAGAUGCGUUCCUCAUGGCUCUGAUUUUCUACUUAUCUUUUUACUUGGAAAAAAUUGCCCUGGAAAAGACAUCCAAAACUCCAGUUUCGACCAUCGUUUUGUUAGAGGAGAAAGAAAUGGACAACGUCCUGGCAAAGUUAGAAGUGGCCAGGAUUCACCUUGCCAAGCUGUACUGUAAUCUUAUCCUUGGAGAAGGCAUGGCAGAGCACUACCACAUGUCUUGUGGAAAGAGAAAAACAUCAUCAUCGCAGAAGGAUCGGGACUUCUUUGAGAGCUUCUACAGCUACUGCUGCUAUGUGGCUUGGCUUGCAUUCAGACGGAAGCACUUCCGAGUGAUUCAGGAAGAAAUCUGCAGGCUUCUUCGCUCUGAUAUAUUUAAUCCUACCUUAAGAGAGAAGAAAGAUGUUGACUUGCAGAAAGCUGGAGACCAAACUGCCGAUGCAAAGAAAGUGAGAUUCCCAUGUCACAGAAAUGGCUGUGCCAAGCGUCCAUCAAUAAAUAUCGUGGCCCAGCAGCGCUCACCAGUGCUCAGCACGCUGCUGCCCUUACCGAAGGACAGUGCUCAGCACCUCUUUCAGAAGCAAUUCUACCAUCGGGGCAAAACCCCUCAGCCUUGCAAGAGUAAAGACUUGCCAGAGUUCUCAGAGUUAUUCACUACCAAGGUGGGCAUUAUUGGAGCGCCUCGUAGUGAGUUAAAUCCCAUUAUGCUCAUGCCCAUCGGGAUGAUGGAGGAGGAAGAGGAAGAACAAGGACGGAAGAGGAGUGGUUCCUCCAUCCCUUCAACUGACCUGAGUAUAUCAACUCUGAGAAGCCCUCAAAGCAGACUUAGUAAUCAGAGUAGUGUCAUCUCAUGA
This is a messenger RNA of Rhea pennata, 1210 nucleotides long. RefSeq names its product protein phosphatase 1 regulatory subunit 36 (gene PPP1R36). Bases 11 to 1210 code for a protein of 399 amino acids. Gene Ontology annotation, molecular function: phosphatase binding. The record is from RefSeq and is a predicted model, not a curated record. The transcript has 10 exons. Gene Ontology annotation, biological process: negative regulation of phosphatase activity. NCBI's taxonomy places the organism in Eukaryota, Metazoa, Chordata, Aves, Rheiformes, Rheidae.